Molecule: messenger RNA, 1755 nt
Organism: Dermatophagoides pteronyssinus (European house dust mite)
Lineage: Eukaryota; Metazoa; Arthropoda; Arachnida; Sarcoptiformes; Pyroglyphidae
Gene: Nop56
Product: Nop56 ribonucleoprotein
Cellular component (GO): box C/D methylation guide snoRNP complex; small-subunit processome
Molecular function (GO): snoRNA binding
Source: RefSeq, a predicted model, not a curated record
CAAAAAUAUGGUUUCCUUCGCAGUGUACUGCGUUGAUAUGUUGAGCACGUGUGUUUGACUCGACUUUUUUUUUAUUUUUGUUUAAAUCAAUUUUGAAUUUUUUCGGGAAAAAAUGGUGAAUAAAUUGUACGUGUUGUAUGAGCAUGCUGCUGGCUAUGCAUUGUUUAAGGUUAAAGAAUUUGAAGAGAUAGCAAUGUUUUUACCACAAGUUGAAAAAGCUACAUUGAAUGCUGUCAAAUUUAAAACAUUUGUCAAUCUUGUUGCAUUUUUACCAUUCAAAUCCGGUACAAAUGCAUUGGAUAAUAUUAAUAAUAUAUCUGAAGGUAUUAUACAUGAAGAUUUACAAGCAUUUUUGGAAACAAAUCUACCACAAAAUGUUAAAAAAUCUAAAAUUAGUGUUGGUGUUGGUGAUGCAAAAAUUGGUGCAGCAAUACAAGAAACACUUGGCUAUAAUUGUCAAUUUACUGAUGUUGUUCCGGAAAUUUUACGUGGAAUUCGUUAUCAUUUUCAUGAAUUGAUUGAAGGAUUAAAUUUAAGCACACUUGGUUCAGCUGAAUGUAGUUUAGGACGAAGUUAUUCACGUGCUAAAGUAAAAUUCAAUAUUAAUCGUGCUGAUAAUAUGGUCAUACAAAGUAUCGGUCUAGUUGAUCAAUUAGAUAAAGAUAUUAAUACUUUUUCAAUGCGUUUGAAAGAAUGGUAUUCAUAUCAUUAUCCAGAAUUAGCAAAAAUCAUUACCGAUAAUCAUAUGUAUGCAAAAGUUGCACAAUUAAUUGGCGAUCGUAAAGAAUUUAUAGCCGAAGAUGAGGCUACCAUACAAGAACGUUUAGAAGAACUUAUCCAAGAUUCAUCAAAAGCUCAGGCUAUUAUCAGUGCAGCAAAAUCAUCAAUGGGAAUGGAUAUUUCCAAAAUUGAUCUUAUCAAUAUUGAAUAUUUUACAACAAAAGUUAUUUCAUUGGCUGAAUAUCGUCGACAAUUAAUGGAUUAUUUAGUUUCUCGUAUGCACAAUAUCGCACCCAAUUUAUCCGCAUUAAUCGGAGAGAUGGUUGGAGCACGAUUAAUAUCACAUGCUGGAAGUUUAAUAAAUUUAUCCAAAUAUCCAUCAUCAACUGUACAGAUAUUGGGCGCUGAAAAAGCAUUAUUUCGUGCAUUGAAGAAAAAAGGAAAUACACCCAAAUAUGGUUUGAUUUAUCAUUCAACAUUUAUUGGACGUGCUGGUAACAAGAAUAAGGGAAAAAUUUCCAGAUUUUUAGCCAACAAAUGUUCAAUAGCAUCAAGAAUUGAUUGUUUUGCUGAAGAUGCAACCGAUGUUUUCGGACAAAAACUGAAAGAACAAGUUGAAGAAAGAUUAAAAUUUUUAGAUACGGGUGCUAUUCCAAAGAAAAAUCUUGAUGUUAUGAAUGAAGCUAUUGAAGAAGCUGCUGUUGAUAUUAAAAAACGAAAGAAAAAAUUGAAAAAAGAAAAGAAACGAAAAUUGGCUGAAAUGGAAGCAGCGGAUGAAAGUAUAACCACCGAUAUGAAUGGUAAUCAUGAACAAAUGAUCCAAGCAGAUGAAGCAGACGAAGAUGUUGAUGUAGCAGUGAAAAAACCGAAGAAAAAGAAAAAGAAAUCUCUCAAUAAUAAUGAUAAUUCCAUGCUUGUUGCCGAAAUGGCUUGAUGAUGUUUUUUUUUCACUAAAUUUUUUUUCUUUGUUUUUCAUCCAAAUUACAUUACAAUUAAUCACACACAUUCAAUUUAAUGCUUUUAUUUCAUCAUAAG